Messenger RNA from Rasamsonia emersonii CBS 393.64, 453 nucleotides. RefSeq lists its product as uncharacterized. The record is from RefSeq and is a predicted model, not a curated record. Bases 1 to 453 code for a protein of 150 amino acids. The transcript has 2 exons. NCBI's taxonomy places the organism in Eukaryota, Fungi, Ascomycota, Eurotiomycetes, Eurotiales, Trichocomaceae.
AUGACAAUGAAAAAGUAUAAAGCGUCUUCCAGUCAAAUGGGUGUGCCUCAGAGAAAAAGAGGGUGUUCCGAGGAUCUCGAAAGUCAGUCAAGGAACGGGGUAUUGAUGCGUCCGAUCAGAGGGCCAGCAGAUACUACAGAAGAGGACGUCAAAGAUAUGACAGAACAACUUUUCGAAAGAACGACAACAGGGCUCGAUCGAGAGCAAAAGCUUAUUGGGAACGAAUAUGGGAUGUCGGUGUUCAAAGAGUGGCAUCAGAAAUUCGACUCUAUCGCCUUGCAACUCGAAUCACAACAACGAGACAUUGAUUCCAUGGCGCAAGAACUUCAGUCACAUCAACAGACAAUUGAAUCCCAUCAGCAAGAGCUUGAUUCCAUGGCGCACGAACUGAGAGACCACAGAGACAUGAUCUUGCCGGUCUUCUACGAUUACAAGUAUAAAUCAAGGAUUUGA